UCUUAUUCAGGCCCAACUAGGAUGCAUUCCUGUACAAGAUUUUGCUUUGACACAAGACACAGCGAAGAUUUUUAGAAAUGGCUCACGAAUUGCAAGAUGGUUGUCAGAUUUUGUGGCUGCUCAGGAGAAGAAGUUCACUGCUCUAUUGAAUAGUUUGAUUUUAGCUAAAUGUUUUAGGUGUAAACUUUGGGAAAACUCUCUGUAUGUAUCCAAACAGCUGGAAAAAAUUGGUAUAACAUUGUCAAAUGCCAUGGUAAAUGCAGGUUUGACCUCCUUUAAAAAAAUAGAAGCAACAGAUGCCAGAGAACUUGAACUGAUCUUAAAUAGACAUCCCCCUUUUGGAACCCAAAUAAAAGAAGCUGUGAUGCAUUUACCAAAAUAUGAACUUGAAGUACAACAGAUUGCAAGAUAUAGCGAUACCAUGGCGGAAAUAGUGACCAUUAUAUUAAAAAACUUUGAUCAGCUACAAACUAAAAGAACAGCACCAGAUUCUCACUAUACUACAUUAAUUAUAGGUGAUGCGGAUAACCAAGUAGUUUUUAAGUACAAAAUUAUGGAUUCUGUUUUGCUAAAAACUGGAAAUUGGGUUAAAAAAAUUGAUGUGAAGAGAGCUCUUCUAUCUGAAGAUCUUAGCAUAAAUCUAAUUAGUUCUGAUUUUGUUGGACUUGAUAUUCAGCAGAAAUUUACGAUCUUUUACCUAGGACCCAAGAGGUUUGGAAAUCAAAUAAUUAUGCAAAGAAAAUCAGAAACAGAGAUUUCUCAUUCUAUACAUCCAGGUAGAGCUAAUGUAACAGGACCUAGUAAAGCAAUGACUCCCUGCAAAAAACCUGGGAACCGAGAAUGCAAUCAUCAUUGUAAAAAUAAACAUACAUGUGGACAUGAUUGCUGUAAAACUGGAGUUGCUCAGAAGUCAGAGGUUAAAGAGUCAGCAAUUUCUUCAUAUUUGUCUGACUUAAGAAACAGGAAUGCUGUUUCAUCUCUUCCUCCAGUUAAGCGUCUCAAGAUACAGAUGAAUAAAUCUCAAAGUAUGGACCUUAAAAGGUUUGGUUUUACUCCAAAACCUUCCCUUCCCAGUAUAUCAAGGUACAAAUAUGUCAAUAUCUCUGAAUUGCCUAUAAUGGAGCAGUGGGAUCAGCAUGAAAUCUAUGAAAAAGUUCAACAAGAACCAUCUGAAUAUCAAGGCAAAGAAAUUUUGAAUGUGAACUUUGAAUUGGGAAAUGAAGUUUGGGAUGAUUUUGAUGAUGAAAACUUAAUAGAAGCUACUAUCUUUUCAACUGAUACUGAGAAGACAAAGAUACCAGGAUUUGGAAAAACUUUGGAUUCAAGUACCAGGGGAAGGAAACUACCCCUCCAAGAGUCAAAGAACACAAUCCAAAAAGAAAUGUCAAACAGUUUUGUUUCAUCACACGAGAAGCCAGAUAUUUAUUUUUCAAAUUGUGCUAUGUCCAAGUUCAGUCCAUCCUCUGAAACACAAUUGCCUGAACACACUGGAGAUGAACAUAUUGUGCAUUUACAAGAAAGGAAACAGCAACAAAGUCUGUCACCAGAGAUUGAGAAGCUUUCCUUUCCUCACUCCAAAAAGAAAUCAAAUUCUUAUACUUUUAAGAAAGGGGAUUUUUUCAUUAGAAACAGUGACUCUAAAAAGGAAAUUGAUUUCAGUGGUUAUCAUCCUGAUGAUGAUGCUGAUGAAAUGAAGACUUUCCUAGGAAUAUUUGAUGGCAUUUUCUAAAACAGACA
This is a messenger RNA of Castor canadensis (American beaver), 1737 nucleotides long. The record is from RefSeq and is a predicted model, not a curated record. NCBI's taxonomy places the organism in Eukaryota, Metazoa, Chordata, Mammalia, Rodentia, Castoridae.